Molecule: messenger RNA, 2073 nt
Organism: Erythranthe guttata (spotted monkey flower)
Lineage: Eukaryota; Viridiplantae; Streptophyta; Magnoliopsida; Lamiales; Phrymaceae
Source: RefSeq, a predicted model, not a curated record
GAUCUCUGCAUAUCCGGCCAAUGGCUGUACAUUGUGGUUAAACGGAUCAAUAAUCAGAUGUUUCAAAUGGUGAAAUUUAAGAGGCGUUAGCGAAUUUUUUUUUAGGGAUUGUUUGAUGGGGAAUACAUGCGUGGGCCCUAAAUUGGGGAACAACGGCUUCUUUCAAUCGGUGACCGCCGCCGUCUGGAAACCACGGCAGACCGAAACCCUACCUCCCCCAAAUCAAGAGCAGGAAGCCAGCAGCGGCAAAAACAACAACAACAUUGAUAAAAACCAGAACACCACCGAGAGCUCCGUCAAUUCAGACAGCAAAGGCUCCGGUUCCACUCGCUCCGAUGUGCAGAGCACCCCACCCACUCCGAUCAAAAUCGCCGCCGACGAGGCCAAGGCUUCCGAUCCCCAAAAGCAAGCAGACAAUCACAACAAACAGAACAAGCCCAGUCAUAUAAAGAGACUAUCGAGUGCAGGAUUACUAGUCGAAUCAGUUCUACAGCGGAAAACAGAGAAUCUGAAGGAGAAGUACAGUUUAGGGAGGAAAUUAGGGCAAGGGCAAUUCGGGACUACAUUCUUAUGCGUGGAGAAGGAAACCAGCAAGGAGCUUGCCUGCAAAUCAAUUGCGAAGAGGAAGCUAACAACCGAGGAGGAUGUGGAAGAUGUACGGAGAGAAAUUCAUAUAAUGCACCACCUUGCGGGCCACCCCAACGUUAUAUCUAUUGUCGGAGCGUACGAGGAUGCGGUUGCAGUACACGUUGUGAUGGAGCUUUGUGCAGGUGGGGAGCUUUUCGAUAGGAUUAUACAGCGGGGGCAUUAUUCGGAGCGAAAAGCUGCAGAGCUUGCUCGGUUAAUAGUUGGUGUUGUCGAAGCAUGCCAUUCGUUGGGGGUUAUGCACAGAGACUUGAAACCGGAGAAUUUUCUUUUUGUGAACCAGCAGGAGGAAUCGCCGCUCAAGACCAUCGAUUUUGGUCUCUCCGUUUUUUUCCGGCCAGGUGAAACAUUUAUUGAUGUAGUUGGAAGCCCUUAUUAUGUGGCCCCAGAGGUACUAAGGAAGAAUUAUGGUCCAGAAUGCGAUGUUUGGAGUGCUGGAGUUAUCAUUUACAUUUUGCUGAGUGGAGUUCCGCCAUUUUGGGAUGAAACGGAACAGGGAAUUUUCGAGCAGGUUUUAAAAGGGGAACUUGACUUUAUAUCCGAACCUUGGCCUAGUAUAUCAGAUAGUGCAAAAGAUCUCAUAAAAAAAAUGCUUGUUCGAGACCCCAAAAAGCGCCCCACAGCUCAUCAAGUUCUAUGCCAUCCAUGGGUACAAGUUGGUGGUGUAGCGCCAGACAAGCCUCUCGAUUCCGCUGUUCUAACUCGUAUGAAGCAAUUUUCUGCUAUGAACAAACUCAAAAAGAUUGCAAUCAGAGUUAUUGCCGAAACUCUUUCCGAGGAGGAAAUUGCGGGAUUAAAGGAAAUGUUUAAAAUGAUAGAUGUGGAUAACAGUGGACAUAUUACCCUCGAAGAACUCAAGAAGGGUUUAGAAAGAGUCGGUGCUAAUCUCAAAGAUUCAGAAAUCGUGGGCCUAAUGCAAGCUGCCGAUUUUGACAAUAGUGGAACAAUAGACUACAGAGAGUUUGUAGCGGCAAUGCUGCACCUAAACAAAGUCCAGAAAGAAGAUCACGUGUAUGCAGCCUUUUCGUAUUUCGACAAAGAUGGCAGUGGGUACAUUACAAAAGACGAGCUUCAACAGGCAUGUGAGCAGUUCGGACUAGGAGAUGUUCACUUAGACGAAAUUAUCCGCGAAGUUGAUAAGGAUAAUGAUGGUCGUAUAGAUUAUAGUGAAUUCGUGGCGAUGAUGCAAGAUACGGGUUUUGGGAACAAUGGAUUGCAGAACAGUAUAAGCAUGGGGAUGAAAGGUGCUCUUAGGUCUGGUAAUUCUUGAAAAACUUCAUUUAUUUAAUUUUUUUUUUCUAAUUGUGUAAAUGUAUGUAUACAAAAUAAUUUGAAGCAUUUUGUUGUAAAGAUAGUCAGGAUUUACAACAGGAUAUCCUUUUUGACACACUUGUGUGAUGUGUAGUGAUUAAAUACCAUAUUGAUUUA